Molecule: messenger RNA, 1776 nt
Organism: Mesorhabditis belari
Lineage: Eukaryota; Metazoa; Nematoda; Chromadorea; Rhabditida; Rhabditidae
Source: the annotation of a GenBank genome assembly
AUGGAAAGAGCACAACUGCUAAUAAACUUCGAUGGAUGCUGCCAAUUCAAUCGAAUCUCGAUUUGGAAGGGUUUAGUGAAGAGGAUUUCUAAAAGGAAAAUCACUGUCGAAAAAGAAGAUGAACAGAGUCAAUUGUUUCACAUUCGAUCCCUGGAACAGAGUGAUACCGGGACAUACUCGUGUUUGGACGACAAAAACCACACUGAUUUUCUCUAUGUUUUUGUGGAAGGUUUAUAUGAUUUUCUAAAGCCCAAAACCUAUACACUCGAUGUCACCUCAUCAAAAUUUCUUCUUCCGUGUCGAUACGCGCAAAUCGGUCAUUGGCCAGUUUGGCCCUCUUUGUUUGUGGACGGAGAGGAAUGGUUGAAAGAUAGUAGAGAGCGAGAUGCUGUGACGUUUGACUCACGAUACGGCUUCGAAAUAGAUUUGGUCAAACUGAACAGGAGUUUACCGAUGGGUAGUGGCCACUUCCGCUGUGUGGAUUCCAAGGGCGAUGAAGUCGAGUGGUUCGUGCGGUUUGCUUCAAUGGCCGUGAAAUCUGUGUCAAUGACGAUCCCAGAACUGGAGGCUAUUGCUUUGGCGGUUAACAAACGAAAAAAUCUCACUGUUCAAUGUGAUCUGCGAUUGGACAAUACUACGAGCCAAUUUGAGAACCAAUUACAAAUGCAGUGUCCUCGAUGCAGGCAAAAAGAUGGACCAAAGAUUCAAAAAGAUGUCAAAAAGAUUCAUGGGAAUUCGAGGCUCUUCUCAUUAAGUGUGAUAUUUGAGGAGGUUAAAGCCGACGAUUCUGGUCUAUACACAUGUUCUUGGCCUCAAAAAGUGGUCAACAAAUGGGAUGCAAAGACUCAGCAAACGUCUCCAUUCCGAAUCUUUUCCCCAUUAUCCAGAAUGCACUUUGCCCCACACGCCGAAGAGUUGACUGUUUUUCAAGGAGAGCCCAUCAGAAUAAGAGCAACGAUUCUCCCGAUAGCAGCCGAUUUUGUAAACUACACCUGUAUAUGGUCGUACACAAGAUAUGUCGAUGUUGAAAGACAAAAAGUUUCCUCUUCGUACGAAAUAAAAAGGAUGGCCUGUGGCGAGAGACCAUAUCUGAAGGUCGAUGAAAAAGGUAAAGUGGAAAGUUACACCGAAGAGCUCUUCAUACCGAGUCACAAACUAGCUGCUGGUGGAACCUAUGAAAUCACAUUUCUUGUGAUCGAAGAGCACUAUCAAAAGAUCACGUGGAAAGUCAAAGUCGACACUCCAGUGAAAGAUUUUACUUUCAACGUGCAAUCCUCCGCUCAUUUCGUUCAAUUCGAUAAAAUGUAUCACGUGAUUGGCGCAAAGAUUCAACUUAGCUGUCAUUCGAGGCCACACGUUUUUUGGGACGAAAAACUUCACUUAUUUUAUCAACGAUCAAAUAAAAUCGUCUCAGCAACAAGUGUGACCGGAGCGGAUGACGUUUUUUGGAACACGACCCUUCACCAGGAUCUCAUUGUUGUUUGCAGCAAAAUUGAUACCUUCCAACAAGGUUCAUUUCAUCUCCGAGUCGCUGGUCAACGUCCAGCAGUUUGGAUAAAAAAGGAUCCAGAAAUUAGCGGCGAGGAUCCGAGCAGAAUUUAUCGGGGCGAUGAUAUCACACUAUUUUGCCGAGUUCACAUGUUGGCUGGCAUCUCAAUGUUUUGGAUUCACAACAAGACAGUGCUAGAUGAAAGCAGCAUUGUGCAAAGCAUUGUCGGCGAUUCAGUGCUCUUAAAAAUGACAAUCAAGAAUAUUUCGACAAAUAACUCUGGAGCU